This is a messenger RNA of Haemonchus placei, 1548 nucleotides long. The record is from the annotation of a GenBank genome assembly. NCBI's taxonomy places the organism in Eukaryota, Metazoa, Nematoda, Chromadorea, Rhabditida, Trichostrongylidae.
AUGCUGCGUUGCUGGGGUCAUGGUGAGUCUACUUUCGAAAACGCAUAUAUUCUCAGAUGCUUGUCGAGUGUAUCGAAUUUGUUGGUACGGAUUGCUCGUGUAAUUGUGGAAGAGCAGCGAACGAUGUUAUUUCGUCUUCUACUUGCAACAGCUGUCGUCAUUAAAGCCGCCAUAGUACAUCCGGAUACGCCAAGCUACCUGUCGCGAAAGUUGCGCGACUUACGAAUGUCAUUAACGGAUCGCGUGGCAGAGUUUCUGUCGGCAUAUCCUCAGCGGCCGUUUUCUGCAGUAGAACUGACAGGUGUGCUGGACUAUAUGGUACUGCCAUAUCUCAGCAGUUCGAAGAGCAACCGAGAUGAGACGCUCGUCGUGGCACCGUUGUCGGUCAUUAAAGCUCUGGCCGCUGUAUGUGCUUAUCCAACACACUAUCACAUUCUGGCUUUACGUUUCGAAUGGAAUGGUCAUAGUGGAGCUCUCAUGGAGCUUAUGGUGUCGCCUCUGAUUUGGCCGGGUCUUACACCACACAUGUCGAAUAUCAUUCGAAAAGCUCUCCUGAAUCUUCUAACCCUGGCAGAUGAACCCAUAGUCUUUUCUGAUUUGGAAUAUGAGGAUAUUCCUAAGAAGAGAGGCUGCAAUUACGGUACAUCCAUUGUGGUCGCCUAUAUAAAGCCAGUCAUACAGUUUCUUGCUGAUGCUGUGGAAACUUCUGUGAAAACGUUCAAUGCAAAUAAUUUGGAAUUGUUGAGCAGGUUGUCGUCAUAUACUCCAGAUGGGGACCUAGCUAGAAAGAUGGCUUCCACUAUUUUGGGUCAUCUUGAAAAGAAGAUCCCCAAAGAAGGAACUCUGAAGAAACUGCUUGACGUCAUCGCUUGCCUUAUGAGUAGUGUUACUGGGCCAGAGGAAUUCCUCAGGCGUAUAGGACCAUUGUUUUCUAAGGCAGAUGGUCGUUCAGCCCAUGAAUCGUUGGUUCGAAUAGUUGAAGGCUUGAUGGCAAAUGAUCUCGUUGAAAAGGGCGUUAGAGAAUUGCUGAAAACCGUAGUCGAUUUGGAGAGCUGGGACAAAUCACGCAUAGAUGAGCCGGACCACGAUCGUCGCCACGCUGCAUAUAAUCGGCUCAAUGAAAUAUGGGAAGGCGAUGUCUCCAUAGAUCUGAAUUUGCUGAGGAUUUUCGUGCAUACACAUUUCUAUACUCUCAAUACGACCAAGGAUAUUUCAUUACGUGCAUCAUCCGGCUCCAACCUUCGGUCUCUUAUGCAGUACUUUUCUCGGAUGCCCUAUGAACGAACGGAAAAACUCAUUUUCCUAGAUGGAGAACUGAUACACGUGUACACUGUUGGAAUGCGAUCUCAAAAUGAGAUAGUUCGAGAAGAAUGUGUGAAAUGCCUGGCUCUACUUGUGGAUUGUUUCCCAGAUCAUUCACAGUUGAAGCAAUUGACGCCAUUGAGAAAUUCCGAUGAGGAAGUUGAUUUCUUCAGCAACAUCAUUCAUAUUCAGGUCAGCAAUUCAAAUGAAUAUGGGUUAGGUUGGUGUUCAAGAGAAGAUACAUGA